UCCAAAUAUUACUAACCUACGGUAAAGAAAACGAAGAUUACAACUUCAUAAGAAUAUAACACUUAUACAUGUACGUAUGUACAAAAUAUAUUCACAAACGUAUUAAAUGAGUUGAAGUUUAGCUCGACUGUAUUAAACAUAGAAGGAUUGAAGUGAAAUAUGACUGGUGUUGUGUAAAAGACAAUUAGCUGAUAGUUGGACUAAUAACCUAAAUUCGGAUUGGCUGAUAGCAACUCGUAUGAGUAGCAGAUUUUGUGAUAAAAAAUAUGAAAACGAUACACAUUUAAUAAGAUUUUUUACGAUAGACCAAUAAUUUGUCCUGGAAUAAAACAUUUGAUUAUGUUGUUUAACAAGCGCAGUUUUUUACUCAAAAAUGACUUGUCCAUAUGUUAAAUAAAUAUUGCUUUUUAAUAGACUUACUGAAGUUUGUUUGUUUCAACUAAGUAAAGUAACGAUUGUUGAUUAAAGUAAAUAACAAUGAAAAUAAAAGAAGAUUUAGUUAUCUGGAUGUGUUGGUGUAUAUUUAAUAUUUGUUCAGCGGAAUUAUCGAGUGUGUCAUGGCCUUCAAGAUCGUCAUCAGAGAAAAACAUCAGUAGCAUGACUUUGAUAAGCGAUGGACAGAAGUUGAUAGUAAGUGGAUUAAACCAUUUGUAUAGUUUGAAUACAACAAACUUGCAGCUUAUAAAUGAUGUUGUAAUUGGACCAGUGGAUGACAUUGAUAACGAUGUGAGACUUGUCAUAUACAACAAAACAGAACCUAACAAUGACGCUUAUAUAACAACAUGUGAUACCUUGAAUUCAUAUUGUGAAAUCAGACGAUUAAGUGACAUUUCGGAGGUCGUAAAUCGACUAGAGCCACCUAUCAAGUCAGAGGGAGUACAAGCUUUAAUGACAUCGUUUGAGAAGCCAAAUGGACAAAAUCGAUGGGACACUUUCCUAUUUGUUGCCUGUCCGCAUGCCGAAGUCCAGGAAAAGAGAUGUUCAAGGCCAGGAAUACAUUGGUACAUAAAUAGCGGCCUCAAAUGGCAAAGCCCAUUUUAUGGAUUCAAAUCUAUUACUGAAACGGAAAUUACAACUGAAAAAUACGUUGAUGCUUUCGUUGUAGAUCAAUAUCGAUUAUUUUUCAGUUUGCAAAAACAUAAAUCUUCACAAGAGAGAAUAGGCAGAAUAGCCCAAGUGUGUCAGUACUUCACCAAAGGAUUCCAUGCAAACCAGUAUACUACGCCAUGGACGUAUGCUGAUAUGCCAAUAGAAUGUGGACUGUUAAAGGAAAUACAAGCAGUAAAGAAAAUUGUGUUUGAAAAGGAGACAGUUUUUGUUGCUGUCUUUAAUGAUUCAGUGAAAUCGUCUGUUUGUGUUUACACGAUGACUGAAACAAAGCAAAAGUUUGUGGAAAACAUCAAAGACUGUUAUAGUGGUAAACAUGUUCCUGAAGAAGAAAAUUACAUCAAAUUCAAAGGAAGUAUCCGUCCAUGUGAAAACGCUGCCAAAGAAAAUUUGAAUUCUCAAACGGAUGAAUAUUUUUUAUGCAAUACAGACAACCUACAAAACUAUCACAGUGUGAUUGGCACCCAUGUUUUGUCUAAACAGCCGGCUGUUACGUAUGCUAAACCAUUGACAGCCCUGACAGUGUCUGUAGUGGAUUCAAAGAUCAUUGCAUUCCUUGGUUCUGAAUCUGGUGACAUUUUAAAGGCUGUUGUUCACCCCAGUGAUUCCACUUAUUAUGUACAGCAAUUGAGGAUACCCAACAUUGAAAGUAGGGUCAAAAAGGACAUGUACACAUCAUCCGAUGAAAAACACAUCUUUGCUCUGACUCAAACAAAGGUUUUCAAGAUUCCUGUGCAGUCAUGUUCUGAGUUUGUGACCUGUGAUAGGUGUUUAUUUAGUAAAGAUCCAUAUUGUGGCUGGUGUUUCUUAGAAGAAAGAUGUAGUACAAGAGAUGCUUGCCCCGAAAAUAAGGAGUGGAUAUCAGCUUCAAGUGGUGAUAUAUGUCCACAGGUUGAAGAUAUUACUCCAACAGUAAUGUCUGUUUGGGAAAUAGAAACGCUCAAUAUAACAGUUUCAAACGUAUUGCAAGGCGUGAAAGUGUCGUGUUUGUUCCAUAGUGACGAAAUCGAGGCUGACUUUAAUCAUAUUGAUGAAGCAGAGGUAUCCAGCGAUGGUCUAUCAGUAAAAUGUAGGCCAACAAAUAUAUCUGCUAUACAAGACAAAAUUAAAGGUUCUCUUGAAAUGAAGGUUGCAAUAUUGGCAAAUAGUUCAACUACAACUAUAAAUGGAACAUUUACGAUAUAUAGAUGUGAUACCUUUGAAAGAUGUUUUGAUUGCUCAGCAAAGAAUUGGUCAUGCAAAUGGUGCCCCUUCUUGAACCAAUGUACAAAUCACACCUGUGUUAAUAAAAGCAUCAACAAUACAGAAGAUUGUCCACGCACCAUUAAUUACACUGUUGUUACAAAUGGUCAGGAUAUCGUACAUGAUUCGGAUGGUUCCGUGUAUUUCUCUAGAGGCAGAAACUAUACUAUAAACAUAACGGGAACCAAUUUGUUAGAACCUAAAACAACACUAGACUCAUUGAAGUAUAGUUGCAAGAUAGUUGUAUCAGGAUCACAAGAACUUUUGUUUAACAGGACAACCUUUAAUCAUGGAAGUCUGGUGUGUUAUUUAGAAAAGGAGGGAUUGUCUAAAAUAACAUCACAAGAAGGUAAACUCGAUGCUACAGUCCAACUUAUGUGGGGAGGAUCUCCAGUCUACGGGAGUGCAGAGCAAGUUAUCAUUUACACAUGCGCAGGACUUACGAAACCCGCUAAUAACUGUGGACAUUGCAAAAGUUUUGAAUUGUAUCAACCUCAUUUUAACUGUCAAUGGUGCGGCAAAGCGUGUGUUGACAGCAGUGAAAUAUGUAACAACACAGCUUGUGACGAUCCUAUCAUUACUAAGGUAUAUCCACUCAGCGCUCAUAUGAAUGCAACGACAUUGAUAGAAAUUACAGGUGUGAAUCUUGGGUCUUCCUUCAAUGAAACAAUCGAUUCCGUGACAGUUGCCGGAACAGUCUGUGAUUCAAUUGAAAGUGGCUACAUUCCUGGCAUAAAGAUCGAGUGUGAACUUCCACCGAGUAACAAAGUGAUGAAGGGAAUUGUGGUUGUGACAAGAAAAGAUAACGCUAGUGGGGAGUACUCGUCACCGUUCCAAUUUCGGGUUCCUACAGUCAGUGAUAUAGAGCCCUCCCUCGGACCAAUGUCAGGUGGCACACUUGUUACGCUAUAUGGACAGCUACUGGACACCGGUAGAGAAAUGAGUGUUUCUAUUGGCGGCAAAGCCUGCAAAGUCUAUAAUUUUAAAGAUGGAACUAUUAACAAGAACUCGUCAAAAAAGCGUGUGUGCAUAACAACAGCUGGAAACAUUAAUGAUCAAGAUAAGGUUCUCGACGUGAAUGUACAAUUUGACGGUGCGAAUGCUGUGUUAAGCGAAGACGUGACAUAUACAUAUAUUGCAGAUCCAAGUAUAACAUCUAUAUCGCCGAAAAAAAGUUUUAACAGUGGUGGACGAACUCUUACAAUUGAAGGUAACAACUUACACGCAAUACAACUACCAAAGAUCUAUGCAAUGAUUGGUGAAACAAGACUUACGUCCGAGAAUUGCACAAACACCAAAGAAGAUAAUGAUGGCGUUAUUUAUUGUCCUAGUCCUAGAUAUACUAGCGAAAGAAAUAGAGGGUAUGACAGAUCGGAUGGCAGUUCAUUCAAAGCAAGUCUUGGUUUUGAAAUGGAUGGCGUCUCAUCGGUAAAAGCAAAAAAUCUAUCCAAAAGCAUAGCUGUGCUUUCGUACUUCGAAGAUCCUUCAAUUAAAAACUUCACGGAGGAUAAAAAAUACACAGAAUUGAUCUCUAUACAGGGAGACCGUUUAAACGUUGCAGCAAACGAUGGAGACGUUGUCAUAAUGAUCGGCUGUGAGAGGUGCAACAUAACGAGUAUGGCUCACGAUAAUAUUAUUUGUCGACCUCCAGUAGAAAAACCAACAUGUAUUAAUUUGGUGAAAAAACAGAAAUUCAGCGUCAUUGUGAAUAUCGGAUUUCUGUCAAGAAUUGUUGGUAAUUUCACAUACAAUGAUCCAUCUGUUAAGCCGCUUGAUGAUACAGGGCGACAAAUAAUAACAAGAAGCGUUGUAGGGAUUCUGAUCUUUGGUCUUCUGUGUAUUGUCUUUGUAAUGUGUAGAAAACGAAGGCUUAUGAAGAAAGAGAAAGCCGGUCUACAGUAUAAAAUGAAUAAAAUAGAAGCAAAGUUUAGAACUCAAUGCAGAGAAGAAUUCGCUGCAUUACAAACUGCCGUCUCUGAUUUAACAAGCGAUUUGAGAGGAGGGAAAAACGCCUUGUUUCGAGAAUAUGAUGUGUAUGCGAGUAAAACACUUUUUUCAUCACAAAAGUCAGACAUGUUGAUGAACCAACAAUCAAAGCCUACUGAACAGGCUCAACAAGCUUUGGAUUCGUUUAAAGGAUUAUUACGUAAUAGACAGUUUCUUCUCAUGUUGAUUAAAACAUUGGAGAAAGAGCAAUCCUUUACAAUAAAUGACAAGUAA
Molecule: messenger RNA, 4569 nt
Organism: Ruditapes philippinarum (Manila clam)
Lineage: Eukaryota; Metazoa; Mollusca; Bivalvia; Venerida; Veneridae
Product: plexin-B-like
Exons: 24
Coding region: 478-4569 (1363 amino acids)
Biological process (GO): negative regulation of cell adhesion; regulation of cell migration; regulation of GTPase activity
Cellular component (GO): semaphorin receptor complex
Molecular function (GO): semaphorin receptor activity; protein binding
Source: RefSeq, a predicted model, not a curated record